Messenger RNA from Acanthoscelides obtectus, 8479 nucleotides. The record is from the annotation of a GenBank genome assembly. Lineage: Eukaryota; Metazoa; Arthropoda; Insecta; Coleoptera; Chrysomelidae.
AUUUUCUCUUGUGUUCGAUUUGUCAUUCAACUGAAUAGUUUUUGUGAGAAGUUUUUGUAAUAUUUUUGUAUUUAUUUUAGUUUGGUCCACAUUUCUAAGUGCUUUUACAUUUCUCAAGACUGAAAAAUGCCUGUAAGGAGAGCAAAACAUGCAGGAAGUUGGUACAGUGACUCAGGCUCUGAUUUGUCGAGACAACUGGAUAACUGGCUAAAUCAAGCCGACUUAACUCAUGGUCCUGCCAGGGCUAUUAUUGCUCCGCAUGCUGGGUAUCAAUACUGUGGACCUUGUGGGGGUCAUGCUUAUAGACAGAUUAGCCCUGUUGUAGUAAAACGUAUAUUUAUUUUGGGACCCUCUCACCAUGUACGUCUCUCUGGUUGUGCCUUGUCUGGUGCUCAAAAAUACAAAACACCUUUGUAUGAUCUAGCUAUUGACACAGCGGUCAACAGCGAGUUAGAAAUGACAGGUCAGUUUGAAUGGAUGGACUUGGAUACAGACGAAAAUGAACACAGCAUUGAAAUGCACCUACCAUACGUAGCGAAAGUUAUGGAAAAUUUUAAAAAUCAAUUUACCGUUGUUCCUAUUCUCGUUGGAUCUCUCAGCCCUGACAGAGAGGCCUGCUAUGGCAGAAUUCUGUCAAGUUACUUAGCUGACCCAAAGAACCUCUUUAUUAUAUCAUCGGACUUUUGCCAUUGGGGUCACAGGUUUAGAUAUACGUAUUACGAUCGGACAUACGGGAAUAUUUACCAGUCAAUUGAAGGAUUAGACAGAGUGGGCAUGAAUAUCAUAGAAAACUUAGAUCCGACUGAGUUCACUAACUACCUGAAAAAAUAUGGCAAUACGAUUUGUGGGCGGCAUCCUAUAGGAAUUCUUCUUCAGGCUAUUCAGGAACUACUCAGGAAUGAUAGCACUCAGAACGCUACGUUAAAAUUCUUGAAGUACGCGCAGUCAAGUAAAUGUCGUACUAUGAACGAUUCCUCUGUCAGUUAUGCCGCAGCUGCUCUAGUAUUAGAAUAGUACAAAAGUGGCCUUAAAAUUCAGUUAUUUUAGCAGUACAUCCCAAUAACAUUUUUGAAUGCUUUUGUUGAUUAUUGGUUUACAGAUAAGGCGAAAACUUCGCAUUUGGUGGAGAACUUUUCCGACUAAUUUUUCUAUAAUCACGUUCGUCGAACUUGUCUCUAAUGUUGAUUGUUUUCGAGUAAUAAGCGAUUUACAUACUGAAAUCGGCAAUUUUGAGUGCUUAAAAACCGCGUCAAUUAUUAUUUUUGAGGUUGCCAAGUAGCUUACUAAUGAUAUUUUUGUUCAGAGCGAUCCACAAAAGCUUUUAUAACACUUUCCCGAGUAUAAAAACAUUUGUCUUUUGUAAUUUGUUUGAAAAAAAUUGCAAACUCUUGAUACUUAUUAAGGGGCACCUAAUAGCAGCUUUACUUGAUCCAAUAAAAUGAACAUUUUUUUUUAAAAUUCAAGAAAUUGGAGCGUGUAAACAUAAAAAUUGUCAAUUUCUUCGCAACAAUAAAUUUAUUAAUAAAUUGCCAGAUUAGGGCUUGUUCUAAUUUUCCGUUAAUUUUUUGGAGAAUUCUAGUUACUUUUGAUUCAUUUUCCUAGGUACCAACCUUGGUUAUGCUUUAGUUUUGAUUUAGGAUUUAAUUUAAUAACAGAAACUCGGUAAGUAUACUGUCAUGUUUUUAUUGGUUAUGUUUUGGUAUUUUUUCCCUGAUGUUGGUAAUAUAGGAAGUUACUAUAUGUGUAUUUUCAUACUUCACUUGAAUUAGUUUAAUCAAUUUUGCUACCUGUUUGAAUAAAUUCAUCAUUUUUUUUUGAUAAUUUAUUCGUGAAUUUAUUUGAUUGUGUAAGACGGCUAUAAUAAACGUGAUUUUGAGAAGGAUGAAGUACUCCCACGAAUUUUUCGCCUUAUUUUUCUAAGGGCAUUUAUGGUAAUACUUCAACGCUGUUAUGAUGAUGUGUUUAUUAAUUAUGUUUGCUAAUAUAGGUAGAAGUAUAGAAAAACAAUCCAAAUAAAUGGAGGCUUAUGAGUACAAUCAACGAUAUUUAAGAGACAGUUUGGUGAAUAUCAUCAAAUCUGGAAUGAGGAAUUUAUUUAUAUAUUUAUUCAAACUUUAUAUUUUUGGUCAAGGAUUUAUCUGACUGCUACAGCUUUAUAGUAAACUAGAUUUUAAUACUUAUAGUUUCGUAUCAAGACAGAUCCCAAUUUAUUUUCUCCAACCGAAUAAACUAUUUUUCACGAGUGUCUAUUACGUACAAAUAACAGCCGAUUUUCUAGUAAUGUUUAAAAAUAUCCCAUAUGGAGAAGUGAUAAUCAUUCUGAUGGAUCUGUCAACGCUAGUCACACACGUAAAAGAAAACGCUAUAACCAAAAUUGCUGCUAAUGAUCGUGACUAUUUUGCUAGUCAGGUAAAAAUAAAACAGCAUAAACAGUUUUUGACUAUAUUUGGUACACAGAGUCAAAUGUGUCACUUUAUCAGCUGCUUAUCUCAGUAGACGUCAAAACGUAACGGAUACUCGGAAAAAUAGUGUAUUUGUUCUUGUUUGGGAUCAAGGAUUCGCAUUUUAAUCUUAAUCAUGCUAUACUGUUUCCCACUAUACUUUAUCACAUCAAAACGCCAUAAAAAUGUCAGCUGAUCAUCUAGUGAUAUUCAAAAUUUCCCAUAUCGUCAAGUUACACAACUCUGACACAAUGAAAAAGUGUAUGUGAAAUUAAAUUUGGUUUAAAUCGUUCUGAGUUUCACCUUACCAACAGAUUUUUAGCACAAGAUGCCACUUGAUGAUCAGCUGUUUACCUCAAUGUACAUCAAAACAUGAUGAAGUACUGUGAAUGAAAUUUGUUCAAUCGGCCUUCAAGUAUAUAUUAUAUUGCGUUCAUUUUCGCUCCAUGGUGGUAUAAUGAAUAUCUGUGAUUUAAAAUAUAUCCAAAACUAAGUAUGAGAGAGCGAUAAGAUUUUACCAUUAGUUGCAAUACCUUAUACUUAUGUCAAACAAUUUGGCCACGCCUCAAGUUGAUAGAGACACAUUGCUUAAACAUAUAAUUCGAUACAGGGCGUUUUCAAAAUAUUGGGCAAACGUUCAAGUGGCGAUUCUUUGAACUUUAUAUUAAUUUUGGAGAUUCAGGCCACUAAAGGAUGCCACUGUAAAUAUGUUUUACUUGAAUACCUCCCUGUAUACGAGGUUUGUUCGGAAAAUACGUAUAAAAGGGGAAUAAUAACUUGUUUUGAGGAUUGCUAUCAUUCUAACUGACAAUCGACGGUAUUUAAGAACACAGCCUCGAAUUCGCUCAACAUUUCCUCAGAGCACUUGUCGACGGUUGGUUCCCUCAGAGAACUGUCUCCGAAAACUUGCUCCAAACACUCAAAAAGCCCACGACUAUUUUGCCUAGCUUUGCAAGAAACUUGACAACAUCAAUCACACGUAAAUCCUUCUUACUCGCUCGAACUGAGCAUAGAGCGGAUUGCAUAGAGAGAGGGAACUACUAACUAAAAUUUAAUCCUUAUUUCACUUUGACUGUAUGAUGGUUGUGUGCUAAAACUCAAGUUGAAGAUUUGAUAUCUGGAAUAUUUGAGAAGUGGCUAAUUGUUUGACAUAAGUUAUACCAUAGUACCUGAUACUAUUGUCAUGUCGAUCUAAACAUAAAGAGUUGCAAACAGGUUCGUUUUCAAUUUGGUUGUCCAUAUUGGAGAUUCUUUUUUAUCAUUAUUAUGUACAAAAUCAGCACUGUAUUCAGUUGUGUAUAUAAUGAUACUUUAUAUGUUAUUAUGAAAUGUUCGCAAUUUUUCUAGUCCUUUUUGACAAGAUUUGAUUUGUAUAUAUUGUGACAAGUAAUGGCAAAACCGAACCGCAGCUGAACUGUCCCAAGUGAUUGUUUUACUAUAAUUCUAGAAUAUGAUAUAAUUUGUUUAAUUGUAGGGGUUGUAUGUAUUUAAAUAAAAUGAUGCGGCCUUUCAAGUACUCAUUAUUAAUUAUUAUUUUGGUUCUGUAAACCGAAGUAUCCAUAAACCACAUUCGCGCCGAAGCAGUAAUGCAUAUCCACAACGGCGCACUUUCAUGGUUGUAUUCAUCUUUCACUGUAGUGCCUAUAGUGUGGCUCAGAAUUAGUAGAUUAUGAAUCCAGAAAAAAAAAUUAAAUCCAAGAUUAUUUUGUUCGAUCCCUCAGAUAUUAUUAUUAAAUCGAAAGGCUUGACAGGUAGGACACAGUUUCCUUUAUGAAAAAUGUUUGCCAAAAUUGCGUUUAAACGAAAUAUUCUGAUUUUAGACAGACAAUACAUUAAAACUAAAAUCUAGGUAUCUAUAUAAAAUUAGUAAAAAAUAAGUUGAACGGCUUUUUUUCAAAGAAACACAAUGAUGAUGCAGACAAUGCUAAAAAAAUUGUUAGGUAGGUACCAGACCACAACACUGUCCUCAUCAAUCUAGGACUAAAGUAAAAUGCUUGGCUUUUAGUACAUUAUCUGCAUCAUGAUUGUGUUUGAUUACAAUAAGACCGUUAAACAUUUAAUUUACCGAUUUUAUUUGAUAUACAGUGUUAGUUUUUAGUAUGGGCUCUGUCGAUAACUCCAUCAUGCAUGGUAUCUAAAAAAAUUAAUUACCAAAAUUGUAGCCAGCUCCUUACUUUGCAAAUAUUUUUAUUUCUACAGGGUGAAAUAUGUAUAACCCAAACAUACAUUUUUUUAAUGGAAAGACCUACAUUUUAUUAGAUUCAGAGAGGUCUUUUUAUAACGAAGCAAUUUGAUGCAACAUAAUAUAGGGUUUUAUUUCUAAAUUGUUGAGAUGUUGGACAAUCUAUCCAAAAAGACCCACAACUUUGAUUGCGAACGCAAAAUGAACGAUUUCUCAAAAAUUUCAAAUGGAACACCCUGUAUGGUUUCUCACUUUUUGAUUAUUUUUUUCUCGAGCUUUUUUUCAAUAUAAGUUUAUGGGAAUUUGUACAAAUAAAAAUAGCAUUCAGUUAGUAACGGCAGAUUUUUAGUUUUUGUGUAUUUUCAUUAUAAAGUAAACCUACCUAACCUUAUGUAAUAUACUCGGAAAGUCAUGAAGGUAUCCCUGUGUUAUCAGCAACUCAAAAACUAGUUGUACGAACUCUCAUAACCUUACAUCAGAAAAAUCACGUGAAAAGAGAAAUCAAAAAGUGUGAAAAUAUACAUUGAAAAAGUAAGUAGAUAGGGAGAAAAUAUAGGCCCAUGAAAUUUUUCUGAGGAAAAAUCAUUUCUCUAACUAACAGUUGCAGAGGUGCCAGUUAUCAAUAUUAAGUGUUUUUUAGAUACCUCAACAGUUUGAAAAUAGAACCCUGUAGUAUGUUGUCAAAAUACUUUGUUUUGAAGGGCCGAAUCUGUAAUAUAGGUCUUUCCAUUUAAAAAAUGUAUAUUUGUGUCACCACGUAAUUAUUAAUCAACCUGUAGAAAUAAAAAUAUUUUCCAAGUAAGGAGCAUGAUGUUAACCACACCAAAAACUCACCCUACUGUAUGUCAUGGUGUGAUGGAACUGUAUAGAAAACGGUUGUGGAUACGCAUUUACGUAACAAAAUUAUUUUUGUUCGUUAGCUGUUUACUCUUGUGCCCGUUGCAUCUUUUGUUUUGCGUGAAUUCAUUGGGUUUAUAUCUUUCUUGCAUAUAUGUAUAUACGUGUUUUUCUGAGAGUGACUGUGACACAAUGUAUAAUGUAAUGAUACAAUUUUUCCAUUUGAAUGUCAUGUCCUUGAGAAGUAUAUACCAAACAUAUCUGAUGUUUGUAUUAUGUUUUUUAAGACAAAUUUUUUGGGUUUCAAAUUUUUAAAAGUUGUGAAUAAACAAGGUGAGACUAGAAAAAGAAACAGAAAAAGUCUUUAAAGUGGGUAAUUUUCAUUGGAUUGUUUUUUCAACUUUGGUCAACGAUUAUUUUUAAUGUUCUCAUCAAAUUUGUACUAGACAUGAUGAGUAAGGCGAUUUAUAACUUAUAGGAGAUUCAUUUUUCCCAAAAGCAUAAAAUACUGUUCUUUUCAAAAAACUACCUUUGAAAAAAUCACGCGUAGGUAUUCACUCUUUUUUAUCGCGUUUAUGCGUGAAUCGAUUAUUUCAACUUUUAUAAAUCUGUAAUAUUCACAGUUUGUUUUGUAUAUAUUUUGUAUUAUUUUGUUAAGUCAUCGCAUGAAGUACAUCUGAAUUUGUGGAAAGUCUUUCAUUCAGCACAUUAUCUGAUUGAGCAGUUGAAUCCUGUUUUUGUUACGUAUUUUGACUUCCAACACCAUGCCGUUUAGUUACAAUUUAUAGAAAUGCUAGAACUAUUUUUGUCAUCUAGAUUGAUAUGUGAUUCCGGGACAUGCUGUAUUUCCAUAGGGGAGCCCCGAAAGGUAUUCUUAAAGGGAACUUAUCAAACAUAUUUUAUACUAUCUAUGCACUAGUCAAAAACAAAAACAGGAUUUAAAACUGGAAUAAAAACAAUGGACGAUCUCAUAAAUAUGUAUGUAUUUGUAUAUAUACGCUACUUAUGUUUUCCAUCAAUGAAAUAAUGUCUGCCAUACCACAAGUUCUAAUACUAUUUACUACAACUUUAAGGAUGAAUUUACUCAAACCAAAUCGUACAUCAUUUUGCCACUAAUAUGUUCAUUUAGUGAUAAAAGACUUGAGUUGUGGUAACAUUGCUUGAGCUGCUAAUGUUUGCAUUAUUUUUAAGUAUGUUUAAUAAGUGAAUAAUUGCGUGUACUGUUGAAAAAAGGUUUUAAGUUUCCAUACUGAGACAGGGUCAUUUGGAUUACAUUGCUAAGAACGAUAUGGUAAUACUGACAUGAAACUAAAGUCUCAAAUCCAAAGAUUUGCUGUCUCCAGCGAAUAGGCAGCGGCAGUGGCCGUAGUGGUAGAUGCUUCGGUCUCCUGAUCAGUCGCCGUGCGCUGCGCUGGUUCGCAUCCCGUCCCAAGAGAAAUUUUUCUCUUGGCCUUGGGUGUUGUGAUUGUCCGUAGGUGGUAGUCGAUCUCUGACUGUCGAACGCGGAGGUACCACCCGGCGGAUCUCGUAGGCGGAGCCAGAAUGUGUGCAUGUUGCAUGCUUAGGGUGCUUAGGCCUUAGGCCUUCGUGGUAGUUGAAGUAUAAAAAAAAUAAAAAAAGGCCUUCGUGGUAGUUGGAGUAUAAAAAAAAGAAUAGGCAGCAGCAGUGGCCUCAGUGGUAGAUGCUUCGGUCUCCUGAUCAGUCGCCGUGCGCUGCGCUGGUUCGCAUCCCGUCCCAAGAGAAAUUAUUCUCUUGGCCUUGGGUGUUGUGAUUGUCUGUAGGUGGUAGUCGAUCUCUGACUGUCGAACGCGGAGGUACCACCCGGCGGAUUUCGUAGGCGGAGCCAGAAUGUGUGCAUGUUGCAUGCACACGUGUUCCCUCGCCAGAGACCGUGUGGCGUUCCCCCUUUCCCAUGUAUCCCCCUAUAGCCCCACGGUACCCAAAGGGUGCUUAGGCCUUAGGCCUUCGUGGUAGUUGAAGUAUAAAAAAAAGAAAAAAAGGCCUUCGUGGUAGUUGGAGUAUAAAAAAAAAGAAUAGGCAGCAGCAGUGGCCGCAGUGGUCCCAAGAGAAAUUUUUGUCUUGGCCAUGGGUGUUGUGAUUAUCCGUAGAUGGUAGACGGUCUAUGACUGUCGAACGCGGAGGUACCACCCGGCGGAUCUCGUAGGCGGGGCGGCCAGAAUGUGUGCAUGUUGCGUCUAUAGCCCCACGGCACCUCAUGGGUGUUUAGGCCUUAGGCCUUCGUGGUAGUUGGAGUAUAAAAAAAUAAAAUAUGGUACAUUUGACUGAAUUUUUUUGAAUGUCAGUUAAAAUAACCAUAUACAAUUGUCAGUGGUUAUGAGUGAUUUUGAUUUCCUUCUCAGUGAAAUUCAUUUACGUUUCUGAGCACCACUUUCAAUGUGUGCGAGAGAGGGCGUAGAGCGUGGCUGUAAUUUGCCGCGUUGCCGAACGUUAUACCAUUUUCUUGAAUGGAUGAUGCUAACUUGUUGGAAAAUGGAGGCCACGAAAUGUCAGUAGAACAAAGUGAUCAGAUACUAGAGGAUAUUUUGUAAUAUUAUUUUGACUGUCAGAUGAAGUUUUGUGGCAAGACCUGCAUUUAUAGUCCACCCUUAAGGGCUGAGUGCCAAUUAAGAGUUGCAAAAGGCUUUAAAAGUUGUUAACACAGCUUUUAAAAAUUUGAUGACACUGGUCACAGCCUUAUGUAAAAUGCCUUAAACGCUCAUCAAGAAAGCAUUGCUAUCUUUUUUCAGUCCAAAGAGAGAUGAUCCCUUGCUCAAAUGACACUCAACCCUCAAGAAACGUCUAUAAAUGUUACCUUUAGUGUCUUCCUAAGUCUUACUUUGAGCAGUAUAUCCGACUUGCCCUGUCCAUCUUGCAGAGUGACAUGAGAAAUAAAACUGUAUAUUAACAAUAAUAGGUACUUAGCAUUUUUAUUGAUCCACGCUGUUUUAGUGCAGUCUUUCACAACAGUUUCAACUUUUUAUAAGAGUUCGUGUUUUUCAGACAUUUAUAAUAAAAUGCU